AUGGAAAGAGGAUCAGAUCGUUUAGCUCUAAUCACAGGGCAAUUACAUAAUCUUGAUCCUUCGUCACCGUCGUGUUCUUCCUCAUCAUCAACGUCUCAACAACGUUCAUACAGCGAAUCUUUCAUGCCACAAACUCAACCUGAUCAACAUCUCAUUCAAGAAAGCCCAUCUCUUAAGUAUCAAUUCAAAGAGGAAGUAAAGGCAAGAGAGGAACCAAAAGCCUCCACUGUUCUUCACAAACCUUUAAAAAGUGAACCACCAAAACAAGAAGUAGCAAGAUCAGUAAAGAGUCAAAGUCAACGACCUAAGAGUUCCUUCAGUUCCAAGAAACUCAAUGCUAGCAUCAUAAGCUCAGAAAGAACUCGGAGUCUAAGCUCACUUACAAUAGCUGCGUUUGUGGUCUUACUCCCAAGACUGAACAUUAUAAGCUCAUACACUAUCUUAGCUUUGAGACCACUUUGGUUGCUUCUGCUUACGGAUUGUGCUAUAGUGAUGUCUCAUCUCACCAUGGAAGCUUCCGGGGUUGGAUUGAGCCAUGAGAUAGAAGAAGAAGGAAAGGUUAAAGAUGGUAACAACGGAGAAAACUGGUCUGAUGCAGAGAGGCUUCUAGAAAGAGGAGUUGUUGUGUAUCAAGCUCUUCGUGGAAUGCUCAUAGAUUGUAGUCUCUAUAUGGUCGUUGUUGUUAUUUUUGGAGCUUCUCUUUUUUAA
Molecule: messenger RNA, 708 nt
Organism: Microthlaspi erraticum
Lineage: Eukaryota; Viridiplantae; Streptophyta; Magnoliopsida; Brassicales; Brassicaceae
Source: the annotation of a GenBank genome assembly